Molecule: messenger RNA, 2458 nt
Organism: Cyanistes caeruleus (blue tit)
Lineage: Eukaryota; Metazoa; Chordata; Aves; Passeriformes; Paridae
Source: RefSeq, a predicted model, not a curated record
CAGUACAGAUAUGAGUGCCUGGCUGCUCUGCUGCUCCCGUGCCCCAGCACUCACUGCCCUGUGAUUUUGGACAACAAGCCUAAGAAGUGGGUUACACAUCCUGUGGUAAGAAACCAAAAGCAACCUGCCUUUAUUGAAUUCUCAAGAACACAGUUGACCCUUUGGUACAUUAUCAAGAUGCAUUAAGAAACUGGAUCUGGUGCCAAAAGAACUCCAUGAGUUUCCAUGACUCUCUUGAACUCCAACGCAGAUACUUUUGGAUAUAAAUUUCUGUUCUAAGGAGAAGAGUGUGUACUCCCAACUCCUUUCUGCCAGCUUGCUGGCAGAGGUAUUUCACUAAGAUCAUGGACCAUCCUAAUAGGGAUAAGGAUGAAAGGCAGCGGACAACAAAAGGGAUGCCAGGAAGGAGUGGGCACAGUUCUCGGCCGAGCUCAUCGGCAUCUUCCGGCGUUCUUAUGGUGGGACCCAACUUCAGAGUGGGCAAGAAGAUUGGGUGUGGGAACUUUGGAGAACUCAGACUAGGUAAAAAUCUCUACACCAAUGAAUAUGUAGCGAUCAAACUGGAACCAAUUAAAUCCCGGGCACCACAGCUUCACUUAGAAUACAGAUUUUAUAAACAACUUGGAAGUGCGGCUGAAGGGCUCCCCCAGGUGUAUUAUUUCGGACCUUGUGGAAAGUACAACGCCAUGGUCCUGGAGCUGCUUGGUCCGAGCUUGGAAGAUCUGUUUGACCUCUGUGACAGGACGUUCACUCUGAAGACGGUGUUAAUGAUCGCCAUUCAGCUGAUCUCUCGGAUGGAGUAUGUGCAUUCCAAGAAUCUCAUCUACCGCGAUGUCAAGCCGGAGAACUUCCUCAUUGGCCGGCAGGGCAAUAAGAAGGAGCACGUCAUUCACAUCAUAGACUUUGGAUUGGCCAAGGAGUACAUUGACCCGGAAACCAAAAAACACAUUCCCUACAGGGAGCACAAGAGUCUCACUGGAACAGCGAGAUACAUGUCCAUCAACACACACCUUGGCAAAGAGCAAAGUCGUCGAGAUGACUUGGAAGCCCUUGGCCAUAUGUUCAUGUAUUUCCUCCGAGGCAGCCUGCCCUGGCAAGGAUUGAAGGCUGACACCUUAAAAGAGAGAUAUCAGAAGAUUGGGGACACAAAGAGAAACACUCCGGUUGAAGUUCUCUGUGAGAACUUUCCAGAGGAGAUGGCCACGUACCUCCGCUAUGUCCGGCGGUUAGACUUCUUUGAGAGACCAGACUACGAUUACCUACGGACCAUCUUCACGGAGCUGUUUGAAAAGAAAGGCUACACCUUUGACUAUGCCUACGACUGGGUUGGCAGGCCAAUUCCUACUCCUGUGGGAUCUGUCCAUGUAGAUUCUGGGACAUCUGCAGUGACAAGAGACAGCCACAUCCACCGGGAUCGACCAUCACAACAGGCCCUUCGCAAUCAGGCAUCAUCGGAUCGCCGAGGAGAGUGGGAGAUCCAGCCAAGCCGGCAGACAAAUACCUCGUACUUGACAUCUCAUUUGGCUGCAGAUCGACAUGGAGGAUCAGUGCAGGUGGUGAGCUCAACCAACGGGGAGCUGAAUGUGGACGACCCAACAGGAGCACACUCCAACGCACCCAUCACAGCGCAGGCGGAGGUGGAGGUGGUGGAGGAAGCUAACUGCCUGAAAAUGCUCAACUUGUGGUGCUGCUGCUUCUUUAAGAGGAAACGGAAGAAGACGGCUCAGCGUCACAAGUGACCAGUGCCUCCUGGGCCUUGCAGGAACCACCACGCCUGCAGCUCCUGCCCUGUCUCACUGGAAGGGACUUCUCUUUAGGAGGGAGGAGGAGGAGGCAUAGGAGGAAGAGAGAAAAAUGAAAACAAAAAAAAACAAAACAAAACAAAACAAAAAACAAAAACCCAAGUGACAUUUUAAACCAAAAAGAGAAGAAAACGUUCCAAAACACCACUCUGGGGUGGAUCUGCUGAAUGGUCUCCCUCAUUCACUCCAAGCCUGAAGCUCCUUUUGGGACCAGGACUGUGGCUGGCUCAGGUCUUGGUCACCCUGGGAGGGGGGCUGGCUGGCUGACCCUCCUUCCCGUUGUUUACGGCAAAGGCAUCGUUGACGCAAACCUGAGGACUGUGCUUAGUUCCUGCUCACUUUCCUCCCCUCCCUCCCCUGCACUCUGCUCCUCUGUCCUCCUCCCUCCUUAAUUAAGUGGAGAAAUUCCAUAGGCUCGAUCGGCUGUGGAGAGGGCAGGAGGAUGUGGGGCAGGCAGGAGAGUUGCUAGGAGAAGGGCCUGACUGCUGCAGCAGGAAGAGACAGGUUCUCUCUGUGGCUCCUUGGGAACAGUUACACUGUAAUGUGCAAGCUGUGAGAAAUUUGCAAUCUACUGUUCCAGUUAGGGGUUUUUUUCAGGCUCCCUUGACACCUCCCUCCUCUGACAGUAACAGAGCAGUGUGGAUUGUUUUAAAGAA